CAAUUCGGUAACACUGUAUUCCCCGCAUUAUCCGUCGUGUCUAUACCUUGUUUACACGUUCGUCUGUAUCAGUGUUAAAUUCAUACAAUCAAAUCACUUCUAGAUAGUAGAGUUCAAGGUUCGUUAAUCGUUACCUCCUCAUUGAACAUUAGUUAUAGAGUGCAAAGCUAAGGUUAUAUUUUAUGUCAUUUGAGUAUCAUUAACAUAAGUGUCGUGCGGCUGUCUUGCUUCUGGGAUAAAAUGAGUAAUUUGGAAGCUGCUUUCAAUGACACCUUUGAGAAUAUUCCUGUUUUGCCAAUUAUAGCUGGUGUGGCAGCUGGAGUAGUAGUCAUAACAGUUAUUGCACACUGCGUAUGGGGAAAAAAGGCACGUGGAUCACCUACAAAGAAAAAUCCCAUUACUUUAGUUGACCAUAACAUCAAAUACCCCUUGCCAUUAAUAGAGCGGCAAGAGUUGAGUCAUGAUACAAGAAGGUUUCGAUUUGGAUUGCCCAGCCCAGAUCAUGUUCUAGGUUUACCAAUUGGCCAACAUAUACACCUUUCUGCUAAAAUCAAUGAUGAUCUUGUUAUAAGAGCUUAUACUCCUGUCUCCAGUGAUAAAGAGAAGGGCUAUGUUGAUCUGGUUAUUAAGGUUUACUUCAAAAAUGUCCAUCCAAAAUUCCCAGAUGGAGGAAAAAUGUCACAGUAUUUGGAAAGUUUGAAAAUUGGUGACACCAUUGAUGUGAGAGGUCCAUCUGGAAAACUGGUAUACAUGAACAAUGGCACUUUCCACAUUAAAAAGCAAUUAAAAGCUCCACCAACUCCAGUAAAAGUAAAGAAAAUCAACAUGAUUGCUGGUGGUACGGGCAUUGCACCAAUGUUGCAACUCAUCAGACAUAUUUGUCAAGACCCGGAAGAUAAUACGCAAAUAAAGCUACUGUUCGCCAACCAGACUGAAGAUGAUAUUUUGCUAAGAAAUGAAUUGGAGCAGUAUCAACGGGAACAUCCCGAACAAUUCAGCUUGUGGUACACAGUUGACAGACCAAAAGAGGGUUGGACAUACAGCUCUGGUUUCAUAAACGACGAAAUGGUCCGUGAACACUUGUUCCCGCCCAGCAAUGACGUCAUCGUCCUAAUGUGUGGGCCACCGCCCAUGAUCAACUUUGCUUGCAAUCCAGCUCUAGAUAAAUUGAAUUUCUCUACGGAUAUGCGCUUUGCCUACUAAGCGUAACCGCGGAUUAGAAUAAAGACCAACUACCUCUAUUGGUUUAAAAUUGGAUGUUUGUUUUUAUUUAAUUACUGCUUAUUGUUGUAUAAAUUUUUUAUUGUUGGAAAUUUUAUAUUUUGUUCACUUAAAUAACAGCAGGACUUCAGAAAUAGCUUUUUCAACCGAUGUCAAAAAAGCAUAAUAAUUAUUUAACUCUAUCUGGAUGAACUAAUUUUGAUGAUUAACUUUUUAUUGAAAAGCUGGUGCCUCUCGUGUGGUCUCAUAUAAUUUUAUUCUAGUACUAGCAAUUUGGAGGUGGUUGAAUUGUUUGGUAACAAUAUAUUUUGGAUCAAUGUUUUACAACUUUUGAUGCGUGACUACUGUGUUAUGGAUCUUGAUGGUUGAUAAAUGAUUGAAUCUUACAAGGUAGAUGUUAAAGUUGUAUAAUGUAUAAUGUU
Messenger RNA from Zerene cesonia (dogface butterfly), 1643 nucleotides. RefSeq names its product NADH-cytochrome b5 reductase 2. NCBI's taxonomy places the organism in Eukaryota, Metazoa, Arthropoda, Insecta, Lepidoptera, Pieridae. Gene Ontology annotation, molecular function: oxidoreductase activity; FAD binding. The coding region runs from base 241 to 1203 and encodes 320 amino acids. The transcript has 6 exons. The record is from RefSeq and is a predicted model, not a curated record. Gene Ontology annotation, cellular component: mitochondrion.